Ectocarpus siliculosus is the source of this 633-nucleotide messenger RNA. The record is from the annotation of a GenBank genome assembly. NCBI's taxonomy places the organism in Eukaryota, Phaeophyceae, Ectocarpales, Ectocarpaceae.
AUGAAAAUCGCGCUCUAUAGCCAUUCCAUCCCGCCAGCUGUCGAUGGGGUCUCUCGGAGGAUGUCAUCGUUGCUGCAGCAGCUCGUCAAGCAGGGCCACGAGAUUCUCGUCUUCACGCUCGAGAAGCACCCCCAGCUGGAGCCGGCCGCCGAUGCCGCAUCGAAACCCAUCAGAUUCUUCACGCUGGAUUCGUCCUUUCUCGCAGUGUACCCUACCAAAAGGCUGGCCAUGCCGACGCUCACGAACAUGAAUCUGAUCUGCAACACCAUUCGGCUCGAGAGGCCCGACGUGCUCCACUGCACGUUGGACUGCAUCAGUGCCUUCUUCAUUCUCGCUGCCAAGUUCUACCAUGUACCUGUUGUUGGCUCUGUGCACACCGACGUACAGGAGCUGCUGGCAGAGUUGAAUGUGGCGCCUAUUGCGGGUUCGCUGAUCACGUUCAAGGAGGGGGUCGAGAGCCGGCUCCUCGACAGCUGUGCGACCACUUCUCCGUCCUUUAAGGCAAAGCUGGCGGGGCGAGGCGUCGUCUGUGAUCACAUAAUCAAGACCGGGGUGAAGGUUGGACAGUUUAGGCCCGACGUUAGGUUCGGCCCAGAGAAGGGCCCGGAAGCCACCACAGACGCGGUGGAAUGA